AUGGGCAGUGGUGGUUCCUCAGGCAGGGAGGAGCGGCUGCCGUCAGUGGCUGAAGAACAGCUGAGUGGAGGGGAUCAGAUGCUAGAGCUCUCUGGGCGCCACCUGAGGAAGCUGCCGACACCAGUGUGCGCCCUGAGCACCCUGCAGAAGCUCUACGUCAGCGGCACGGGGAUAACGGAGCUGCCCGAAGAGAUUGGGGGCCUACAAGAGCUGCGCAUCCUGGCCCUGGACUUUAACAAGCUGGAGGAAGUGCCUGAAACCUUGUGCCGCCUUCCCCACUUGACUCGGCUUUAUCUGGGCAGCAACCGCCUCUUUGGCCUCCCUGCAGAAUUCUCUCAGCUCAAGACGCUCCGUUGCUUGUGGAUUGAGAGCAAUUAUUUGUACCACUUUCCCCAGGUUCUGCUCCAGAUGCCCGAACUGCAAUCCCUGCAAAUGGGAGACAACCGUCUCAAAACCUUACCGAAUGGCCUGCCGCGCAUGAAGGGCCUUCGAGGACUUUGGUUGUAUGGAAACCGUUUUGAGGAGUUUCCAAAACCGUUGCUUCGCAUGAGUCAGCUUCACAUUCUUGAUGUUGACCGUAACAAGCUUACUGAAUUCCCUGACUUGAGUCACCUGCAGAGGCUACGACUUUUCUCCUAUGACCACAAUCCCGUUGAAGCGCCACCCAGUGUGGCUGACACUGUCUUUGUAGUGGGUGAGGGAGCACAGGAAUUCAUGGAGUCUAGGGGGGAACGCCUCCAGGCUCUUCGACAGCAGAAAGCAGAUGAGCAGGAAGAGAAUGAAUCUGAAGUUCUACAACCCAAUAUGAAAAAUUAUUCCACUGUAUUGGAGGAGGAGGGCAGUUUUACUGCUCUGGAAUGCUCUCCUGAGGAGACAUGAAAUAU
Messenger RNA from Protobothrops mucrosquamatus (brown spotted pit viper), 884 nucleotides. It is a transcript of the gene LRRC10B, whose product is annotated as leucine rich repeat containing 10B. The record is from RefSeq and is a predicted model, not a curated record. Bases 1 to 879 code for a protein of 292 amino acids. The transcript has a single exon. Gene Ontology annotation, molecular function: protein binding. Lineage: Eukaryota; Metazoa; Chordata; Lepidosauria; Squamata; Viperidae.